CUGUAGGUACAAGGACGGCAACAAGAUACUUCUAUGGUUGGCAUUUCGCCCCCAGAUUGAAGUGGGUGGCACAGUCGUUUUGCCUUCCCUUAUCGGCACACAGGAUCGAAAAGUGUGGCAGGUCGAGGGCCAUGGCUUGCGGGGCUGAACUUAUUAACGGACCAGUCAGAUGAUUUUGGCUAAGCCAUCGCUAACGUACUCGGUUACGGUUGGCCCGCGACGCGCCUUCGGCCUGCUGAGCCUAUUCCAAUGUUACAUCUGUGUUUCUUAACCCUCCCACGACGGCUAUCGGCUAAAUGCAUAGCGAUCCAAGGUCAUGGAGGCACUCGCUCGCAUGCAUGCCUGCGAAGGCAGCUGCCUUUUGCUCUCCUGGCCAGCGCAAUACCACUCCUAUGGCCGACGGCCGAUCACUUUAGAAAAUAUUGUUCUGCUUCAUUUUACACAGUGCUUGUCUAUGCAGUGCCAAUAUUCUCGAUCUGCUUUCUGACGACAUUUUACUACGCAGUCUAUGUCGAAAAUCUGUAUAGCUUUCGCACAAGCAACCUCGCAAACCUUUGUCGCCUGGCAACUGGCUCGAGAUAGCGUGAAAUAUGG
This is a messenger RNA of Bipolaris sorokiniana ND90Pr, 594 nucleotides long. RefSeq lists its product as uncharacterized. Bases 250 to 582 code for a protein of 110 amino acids. The record is from RefSeq and is a predicted model, not a curated record. NCBI's taxonomy places the organism in Eukaryota, Fungi, Ascomycota, Dothideomycetes, Pleosporales, Pleosporaceae. The transcript has a single exon.